AUGACAGCACUACAUGAAACGAUCAGAGAUAUUCUGUUUCGGUUUUAUGCUCUUAUCGCCUUGGCAGGCGUAGCUCUAUUGGUUUGGCUGGGCACUCAAUGUUACAAGAUCCAGAAGCUGGAGGAGGAAGACCAGCACCAACUGGAUCUGGUCAAGGAAGAACUACUCAAGGCAAAUGAGGAACAUUCAGCUCUGAUUAACGAAGAAGAAAGCUACCGAUCUACAGUUUGCCCCAUUUGUCAUCACACCAUGAUACAAGCUACCCAUGCGAAACCAAAAGAAAAGAACAUUGCUCCCCUACCAAAAGAUGACGAUGACAAGGCUGGUGAAACAUCUCCAUUGAUGGCAAACGACUCCAAAAAGAAGAAGAAGACACCAACAUCCAACCGUUCGUUGCUUUCCCUCCGAUGCGGCCACGAGUUCCACGCCUCCUGUAUUACCGUGCUGAUGGCCUCGGAACGACGGAAUUGUGAUCCCUGCCGUUGUCCCGUGUGCCUGCAAGCCUUGUAGAAAGAAUGUUCUGGCCUAUUACUGGCGGAUGAAGGAAUAUGCAGGAAUGUCCGACGUUGAGGGGGUUUGCCAGACAGAAGUGCAGUAGCCGAGCCAACAGGCAUGCAUUGGGGGUAUUUUAAAAAAAAUGCUAAGGUGUACUAAUACUUGGAGGUACUGGGAGACAAGGCAGCGAGAACGAAUCGGGGUAGUUCCAAUGCCACUACUCGGACAAGGGUUAAUUGUGGGGUUGUAAUACAUACAUACAUUAAUAUUCUUGUUUUUUGU
Molecule: messenger RNA, 777 nt
Organism: Seminavis robusta
Lineage: Eukaryota; Bacillariophyta; Bacillariophyceae; Naviculales; Naviculaceae
Source: the annotation of a GenBank genome assembly